This is a messenger RNA of Dendronephthya gigantea, 384 nucleotides long. Its product is annotated as collagen alpha-1(I) chain-like. The coding region runs from base 1 to 384 and encodes 127 amino acids. The record is from RefSeq and is a predicted model, not a curated record. The transcript has 3 exons. NCBI's taxonomy places the organism in Eukaryota, Metazoa, Cnidaria, Anthozoa, Malacalcyonacea, Nephtheidae.
AUGGCAAUCUUAAUUUUGGAUACAAGACUGAAAGGACAGCCAGGACCGCCAGGGGCACAAGGACCUCAAGGAGCACAGGAAGCCCAAGGGAUUCCGGGUACCGCUGCCACGAAAGGUGAUCCAGGACCUCAAGAACCACAAGGACCUCCAGGACCAACAGGUCCAUCGAGCCCUGCAGGCUCGAGAGGACCACCAGGUCGAGACGGUCCCAUAGGUCCUGCAGGUCCAACAGGAAAAGAAAGAACACAAGGACCGUACGGAUCUCAAGGACAACAAGGACCACAUGGACCACAAGGCAUCCCUGGUACCGCUGCGGCGAAAGGUGAUCCCGGACCUCAGGGACCACAAGGCCCACCAGGACAGCAAGGACUUACAGGACAGUGA